Molecule: messenger RNA, 726 nt
Organism: Fusarium odoratissimum NRRL 54006
Lineage: Eukaryota; Fungi; Ascomycota; Sordariomycetes; Hypocreales; Nectriaceae
Exons: 3
Coding region: 1-726 (241 amino acids)
Source: RefSeq, a predicted model, not a curated record
AUGUCUCGGAUAUCGCCUCUUUUCCGCCAACGGCUGAUCCUUGCCGCCAAAGUAGCUGUUGGAGUCUCAAUCACCGGCGCAGCAAGCUUUCACCUCGUCACAAGGAAAUGUUACUUUGAGCCCUUUGGACCGGAUAAUGGCAGAUCAUUGUAUGAGCAUCCGCUGCUGAAGCAGAUCAAUCCUUGGAAUAAACCGGGUUCUGCCGACUCGUGCGUGAGAGAGGUGCCGUUCGACAAGCUGGAUAAGGUGCUUUUGGAGGAUGCAAAGAAUGGAGGGACCAAGUUAGUUGAGAGAUUCAUUGCGGGAAUGUGGGGAGGAUUUGGAUAUGGUAUCCAACGGAGAAUCAUGACAUUUUUCAAGAACGAGGCAAACAAGAACGACCUAUGGGAGAAGAAGGAUCUCCGAGAAUCUACCUAUGAACCAGGCACAUACUUCACUAACCAUUUUGUGGUUCUAUCAAAAACUCCAACAUGCAUCACGAUGAGAGGUUGCUUCGAUCCUCACCAGUUACCUCCGUCGCCCAUGGACGUCGACAAUCUCGUUGAGAUUCGCGCGGAGCUAGAUGAAGCAAAGCAGGUGGCCGUUCUCAAACUCCAGGUCAUCACGUUUGAUGGAAGGAAAGAAGCGAGUGAUAAGGAGGAUCCUUUUGGCGGAGUUGGAGGGUGGCUGCACAGACGUUAUUCUACGCUGUUGGUUGAGUCAGGAGCCAGAAACUGCCUGGAAUGA